This is a messenger RNA of Lolium rigidum, 781 nucleotides long. RefSeq lists its product as uncharacterized. Lineage: Eukaryota; Viridiplantae; Streptophyta; Magnoliopsida; Poales; Poaceae. The transcript is spliced from 2 exons. The record is from RefSeq and is a predicted model, not a curated record. The coding region runs from base 85 to 417 and encodes 110 amino acids.
CUUCCUCCUCCAGCUCCGUGUCCGGGGGACUCUCCCUCCACUCCUUUACCACCUCCAGUUCUCCACUCCUCUACUCCUUUACAAAUGGUGGGAAGCCAAGAGAUCCAGCGACGGCAAGGGUUUGUUCCAGCGGCGGCUGGCACGGACGGCUUGGGGAGGGUGGGCAGCCAAGAGAUCCAGCGACGGCAAGGGUUUGUUCCAGCGGCGGCUGGCACGGACGGCUUGGGGAGGGUGGGCAGCCAUGGCGGUGCACCACAACCUGUCACAGACAACGGAAGCGAACCACAUCCUGGUACGGAUGGCGAAGGGGGAAAACAACCGCAGUGCAAGAACAAGAAUGGAAAUCGUCGCAAGAAGCUCACCGAGAGCACCCUCGGCCCCACCAUCAUCAAGGUAAAGCCACUCUUUUGCCCGUGACGUAUUGGCUAUCCCUGCCUCAACUGUCCCUUCUGAGUCGGCUUUUAGCACCGGAGGACGCGUCAUCAGCGAUUAUAGGAGCAGCCUUGCGCCCACUACUGUUGAGGCUUUGAUUUGUCUACAGGAUUGAUUUAAGGCACCGGUAUGUAUUUUUUUCCCUUAAGUUCUUUUCCUUUGGCUCAUGUAAUAUUUUCUUGUGGCUAAUAAAAUUACUCUUACACUUUCAGACGAUAGGAAGAAUGAGUAGGAAUUUGUUUGGAGCUUUCCUUGCAUCAUACCAGGUACCUUAAGUUGCUCUAUCUCUAUUCCCUCUGUUGUUUCUAGAGAAAUAGCUCUUGUCUGUCCUUUGGGCCUGUAUUGGCAA